Messenger RNA from Talaromyces proteolyticus, 644 nucleotides. RefSeq lists its product as uncharacterized. NCBI's taxonomy places the organism in Eukaryota, Fungi, Ascomycota, Eurotiomycetes, Eurotiales, Trichocomaceae. The transcript has 5 exons. The record is from RefSeq and is a predicted model, not a curated record. Bases 102 to 557 code for a protein of 151 amino acids.
ACAGAACCAACCCCUCAGUCGUUACGAAUUGGACAGUUGAUAGUAUAAGGCUUCUAACCAUCUUCAAUUCUAUUACCACUCAUCCCUUACUAUUUGAUACAAUGGGCUGGAAAAAACACCCUGAAAAUCGUCGGGAACAGAGAGAUGAACAGACUCGAGCAUUCCUAAAAACGUUGUCCUCGGGCCAGCUGAACAAUUUCAAGAUAACGGCAGCCUGCCUUGAAGAAAUAUGCGAAAAGACUCCAGAGGAUGUUUAUUAUUCUGCAGAGGAUAUAAAAUGGUUCAUUGGCUUUUUCCUUUACGCGGAUAGAAACUUUGACGGGAGUGUUUCACUGUCGGAAUUGACGAAAACGUUGGAGUCACUUGAAGAUAAGGACAGUGCUAAGAAGGAUGCUAAGAAGGCUAAGGAGGAUGCUAAGGAGCUAAUGGAUUUCUUUAAUACGCUGGAUAUUUCUGGAGACGCAAAGCUUAGUUUGGCUGAGUGGAUAAUCAUCGGCUUUUUUGGAGAGGACCGCAAGGACAAUUACAGGGGUGCUAUCAGGGUUGAACUUGAAUAAUUCCGUGUGCGCUUAGAAGACUAAAUAUCAUGCAUAUUCGGUUACUUCUGUCGUACAUGUCCUCUCCAUCCUCUAACUCAUGAGGUA